This is a messenger RNA of Lotus japonicus, 3502 nucleotides long. RefSeq names its product putative transcription elongation factor SPT5 homolog 1. Bases 91 to 3318 code for a protein of 1075 amino acids. The transcript is spliced from 21 exons. Gene Ontology annotation, molecular function: mRNA binding; structural constituent of ribosome. The record is from RefSeq and is a predicted model, not a curated record. Lineage: Eukaryota; Viridiplantae; Streptophyta; Magnoliopsida; Fabales; Fabaceae. Gene Ontology annotation, cellular component: DSIF complex; ribosome. Gene Ontology annotation, biological process: regulation of transcription by RNA polymerase II; transcription elongation-coupled chromatin remodeling; translation.
UCUCCGUUAGCAUUGGUGUUACAUAAAUCUCUCGAAGCACAACAGAGACUAGCACUCACAUCACAAGCGCUAGGGUUUGCAGUUUGCAUCAUGGCUCGCGGUGGAAAACACGAGGACGAUUACGAGGAUGAGUACGAGGAGGAGGACGAUGAGCCGGUCGCCGAUUACGACGACGAUGCGGCGGAGGAUGAAGAUUACGACGUGCACGGCAAAGGAGGCAGCGGCGGCGGCAGGAAGCGUGGUAGAUCUAGCUUCAUCGCUGAUGACGCCGAGGAGGAUGAGGAUGAAGAGGAAGAGGAUGAUGAGGAUGAGGAUUACCGCGGCGGCGGCGGCGGCGGCGGCCGAGCGAAACGGAAGCGCAACAACAAGGCUUCCGCGUCGGAUUUCUUCGAUGAAGAGGCCGCGGUUGAUUCCGAUGAGGAGGAGGAAGAGGAAGAAGGCGAAGACGACUUCAUUGUUGACGGUGGACCUGAUCUGCAAGAGGAAGAGCAUGUUGGAAGGGUGCGAAAUACUCGUAUGCUGCCACCACACCAUGAAGAUCAUGAAGAUCUUGAAGCUAUGGCACAAAGAAUUCAUGAAAGAUAUGGAAAGCAGCGUAUGCCAGAGUAUGAUGAAGAAACUACAGAUGUAGAACAACAAGCUCUUUUGCCAUCUGUGAGAGAUCCCAAGCUGUGGAUGGUCAAAUGUUUGAUUGGUCGUGAACGAGAAACAGCUGUUUGUCUCAUGCAAAAGUACAUAGAUAAGGGCUCCGAGUUGCAAAUUAGAUCAGCUAUUGCUCUUGAUCAUUUAAAAAAUUAUAUAUAUGUGGAAGCAGAUAAAGAAGCCCAUGUUAGAGAGGCUUGCAAAGGUCUCCGCAAUAUAUAUGGCCAAAAAAUAACACUUGUUCCUAUCAGAGAAAUGACUGAUGUGUUGUCAGUUGAAAGCAAAGCUAUUGAUCUUGCGAGAGAUACUUGGGUCAGAAUGAAGAUUGGGACAUAUAAAGGAGACCUUGCCAAAGUGGUGGAUGUUGAUAAUGUGCGGCAGAGGGUUACUGUGAAACUAAUUCCAAGGGUAGACUUACAGGCCCUCGCAGACAAAUUGGAAGGUAAGGAAGUUGUGAAAAAGAAGGCAUUUAUUCCUCCUCCUCGUUUUAUGAAUGUAGAUGAAGCUAGGGAACUACAUAUCCGUGUGGAGAAUAAAAAAGAUUCCUAUGGGGAACGAUAUGAUGCCAUUGGAGGCAUGAUGUUCAAAGAUGGAUUUUUAUACAAAAUAGUAUCAAUCAAAUCAAUAAGUGCUCAGAACAUCAACCCUACUUUUGAUGAACUUGACAAAUUUCGGAAACCCGGAGAUGGUGGAGAUGGUGAUGUAGCUAGUCUUUCAACUUUGUUUGCAAACAGAAAGAAAGGACAUUUUAUGAAAGGUGAUGCUGUCAUUGUCGUCAAGGGCGAUUUAAAGAACUUGAAGGGAUGGGUGGAGAAAGUGGAUGAAGAUAAUGUUCAUAUAAAACCAGAACUUAAGGAUCUCCCGAAAACUCUUGCAUUUAAUGAAAAGGAACUUUGUAAGUAUUUUGAACCUGGAAAUCAUGUUAAAGUUGUAUCCGGUGCUCAAGAAGGUGCUACUGGCAUGGUAGUAAAGGUGGAUCAACACGUGUUAAUAUUAAUAUCAGACACGACAAAGGAGCACAUCCGUGUUUUCGCAGAUGAUGUUGUCGAGAGUUCUGAAGUGACCACCGGAAUUACAAAAAUUGGGGACUAUGAACUUCGUGAUCUUGUAGAGCUUGAUAAUUCGAACUUUGGUGUGAUAAUACGUGUAGAAAGCGAGGCAGUUCAGGUUCUUAAAGGGGUUCCUGACAGACCUGAAGUUGUGCUUGUUAAAUUAAGAGAGAUCAAGAGGAAAAUAGAUAGGAAAAUGAGUGUGCAGGAUAAGCUGAAGAAUACAGUAUCGUCAAAGGACGUUGUGCGGAUUGUUGAGGGUCCCUGUAGAGGCAAACAAGGUCCUGUGGAGCACAUAUAUAGAAGAAUCUUGUUUAUCUUUGAUCGUCAUCAUCUUGAACAUGCUGGCUUUAUAUGUGCUAAGGCCCAAUCAUGUGUAGUUGUGGGAGGUUCCCGUUCCAGUGGUGACAGAAAUGGUGAUGCCUACUCAAAACUCUCGGCCUUCAGAACUCCACCUCCUAUUCCAGAUUCCCCGAAGAGGUUUCCUCGAGGAGGGCGAGGAUUUGAUUCUGGAGGGAGGCAUAGGGGCGGAAGGGGGGGACAUGAUGGUUUGUCAGGUACAACAGUCAAAGUACGCCAGGGUCCCUAUAAAGGUUAUCGUGGGCGUGUUAUAGAGGUUAAAGGCGCAAUGGUUCGGGUUGAAUUAGAAUCCCAAAUGAAGGUUGUAACAGGUAAAUUUUUUAAUUUGGGCAUACACUUUAGCUGCGUGAGAUUUUGUAGUACAUGGUCUCUGACUUGGUUGUUUGCAGUUGAUCGCAACCAUAUAUCUGACAAUGUGGCUGUAACCCCAUACCGUGAUACAACUCGAUAUGGGAUGGGAAGUGAAACCCCAAUGCAUCCAUCUCGAACUCCCUUACAUCCAUAUAUGACCCCUAUGAGAGAUCCUGGAGCAACACCUAUUCAUGAUGGAAUGAGGACGCCAAUGCGUGACCGAGCAUGGAAUCCUUAUACACCAAUGAGUCCUCCAAGGGAUAACUGGGAAGAUGGAAAUCCGGGCUCUUGGGGAGCCAGUCCACAGUACCAGCCAGGAAGUCCUCCUUCCCGGCCAUAUGAAGCCCCAACUCCUGGUGCUGGUUGGGCAAGCACUCCUGGUGGCAAUUAUAGUGAAGCUGGGACUCCAAGGGACAAUUCUGCCUACGCCAAUGCUCCAAGCCCAUAUUUACCGUCAACACCUGGUGGACAGCCUAUGACACCAAAUUCUGCAUCUUAUCUUCCUGGCACCCCGGGAGGACAGCCUAUGACUCCAGGAACUGGUGGUCUGGACAUGAUGUCCCCAGUUUUAGGUGGGGACAACGAAGGGCCGUGGUUUAUACCAGAUAUAUUAGUCAAUGUACACAGGGGUGGAGAAGAAUCUAUUGGAGUUAUAAAAGAGAUUCUUCAGGAUGGCUCUUGCAGGGUAGCACUUGGGCCUAGUGGUAAUGGUGAAACAUUAACAGUCCUUCCUACUGAAAUGGAAGCUGUAGUACCGAGGAAAUCGGACAAAAUUAAAAUUAUGGGUGGGGCAUUGCGUGGUGCCACCGGCAAGUUGAUUGGAGUAGAUGGUACUGAUGGUAUUGUAAAGGUAGACGACACAUUGGACGUUAAGAUUUUAGACUUGGUUAUUUUAGCCAAAUUAGCUCAACCUUGAUAAAGCUUCUUGUGGAGAAAUUGGUCAAUGCAUAUAUUUAUUCUCAUCUGUUGGGAGCUCUUUUGCGUUAUUAUGUCUUUAAUAAGUUUCAUCGCUCCCCCCAGAACUUGAUUAAGUGAAGUUGCAUGCAUGAGACCCAACUGCAGACACUGUUUUCUCUUCAAAUUAAGAGCGAUUAAAAUUA